AUGCAAGCCUCCAACCGUCUCCGCAACGCCUUUGCCGCGGGCAAGCAGGCCAUGGGCAUGUGGCAGAUGAUUCCGGGCGCCAACGUGUCGCGCAUACUGGCCAGCUCCGGUGUGGAUUGGGUCAUGGUGGACUGCGAGCACGGCAACAUGGACGACAGAGCCAUGCACGACGCGGUGCCGGCGAUUGCGGCGCUCGGCGUUUCGCCCAUUGUCAGAAUACCAGACAUGCAAGGCUGGAUGGUGAAGCGCGCACUUGAUUCAGGCGCCCACGGAAUUCUCGUGCCGCUGCUGCGCUCGGCCGCUGAAGCCCGCGACAUUGUCCAGAGCGCCAAGUUCCCGCCCGUGGGCAAGCGCGGCUUCGGCUCGCCCAUUGCCCUCUCGCGCUUCAGCCCCGUGCCGUCCUUUACCGGGUAUCUGCAGCAGGCCAACGACGCCAUCCUGACCAUGGUUCAAAUUGAGACGCAGGAGGCGCUCAACGAGGUCGAGGACAUUGCCGCCGUCCCGGGCGUCGACGUGCUCUUUGUCGGGCCCUUUGAUCUGGGCAACAACAUCGGCGAGCCCAUCCUCGAUGGCGUCGUCACCGACAAGCUCAAGGCGGCCAUUGCCAGGAUCCUGACGGCCGCGCACAAGGCCGGCAAAAAGUGCGGCAUGUACUGCGCCACCGGCGCCCAGGCCAAGGCCAGCGCGGCCCAGGGUUUCGACAUGAUCAAUGUGGCGACUGAUUACACGUCGCUGCAGGCGCUCGUCUCAGAGGAGCUGAGCGUCGCAACGUCGCAAGCCAAGCCUGACCGAGGCGUGUCGUAUUGA
Messenger RNA from Akanthomyces muscarius, 807 nucleotides. RefSeq lists its product as uncharacterized. Bases 1 to 807 code for a protein of 268 amino acids. Gene Ontology annotation, cellular component: cytoplasm. Gene Ontology annotation, molecular function: aldehyde-lyase activity. The record is from RefSeq and is a predicted model, not a curated record. The transcript is spliced from 5 exons. Lineage: Eukaryota; Fungi; Ascomycota; Sordariomycetes; Hypocreales; Cordycipitaceae.